This is a messenger RNA of Linum trigynum, 9563 nucleotides long. The record is from the annotation of a GenBank genome assembly. NCBI's taxonomy places the organism in Eukaryota, Viridiplantae, Streptophyta, Magnoliopsida, Malpighiales, Linaceae.
UAGAAGCAUCAUCACCAAACAUAUUUCUAGAGUUUAAUCAUAGAAAUAUCAUCAAAUAAAAUGUAGCCUAGUUGGUUACAAUGCUCUUUAUUUAUUUAAGUGAUCAAGGUUGAAUUACAAUGAUGACAUUUUUAAUAGGCAAAAUCCAUCUGUGUAGCCAAAACUUUGACGGUUUGGCCAAAUAUAGCCACUUUUGACAAAAUAACAAAUAUAGCCAUAAUUUUGAAAGUUUCAUGACAAAUAUAGUCAUUUCCGUUACAUAUUUUGCUGGCGGUAAUGACACUGUUAAUCAAAUUAAUGGAACCCAUAACUGGCUGCCAACUCACCAGACACAUCAAUGACAAUUCAACAACACUUGCCACAUGCCCACAUGGAUGCCAUGUCAUAUUUUAAUUUAAAAAUAAAUAAAAAAAUCAUAAAUUAUUUUCUCGUCCUCUCCCACCACUCGAUGAUGAUGCCCUUUCCCAUUCCUUCCAUACCGCCGAUUCUUCCCCUUCCUCCUCUGUUGCUCCCUCCCCCUCUUUUCCAGUACCCUUUAUCCGAAAGUAGGGAUUUUCGCCCUCUUAACCCUACAGCAGUCGAGCUUAAUCCUCAUUCCUCAUCCAAUACCCGUAAGUAGAUUGGCUAUGCUCUGCUCCCCUAUCUUUCUCGACAACCCUUCGUCUUUGUCUGCUCUACUCCCUUCUCGUUCUUGACUUGCUACCAAGGCCCCCAAAUCAGUAGAUCUGCUCUGCUCUGCUCUGCUCUUCCUCUCGCCGCCUGAAACUCAGGGGAGUUGUCACCAAUCCAAGAAGGAACAUAUCUCUGUCUCGUGAAUCGUUGACCAGUGGGUUUAGCAGCGGACCACCUCCAAUUGGGAAUCGUUUCUCUUCACCGUCGGCGCCAUCCUCUUUGCUUCGUCUUGUCCGUGACCAAAACCCAGAAAAGCAAACAAAUUAAAGUCUGAAUUCCAUUGAAAACUAGGAAAAUAAAAGAAGAGCGAACAUGCAUUUGCUUUUUUGCGAUAUAAAAAAUCGAUGCUCAUUUGCUUGUUUCUGGCGAGAGGAAGGAGAAGACUCGAAGGAAUUGGGGAAGUGAGUUUUGCGGCGAGAGCGGACAGUUGGAAUUGAUUUUUUGGCGAGAGCAAUGGUGGUGAUCGAGAGUUUUCGGCGGGGAUUCGUUUAACGAAUUUGAUGUGCUCGAAGACAGGAAGAGAAACAGUGGCGCCGGAGUGUUUGGGUGGAAGAGAGGUGGGCGCCGACUAAAUUUCUGGGAAAGGAAGGCAUGAAUUGGGUGGGGAGGUCAACAUGGGAAGGGAUUUGGGGCUAGGGGUAAAAGAAGGAGGACAGAGAGAUUUUUUUAUUUUUUCUUUUUUUAAUGUAAUUAAUUAUAAUAAAAACUUGCCAUGUUAGAAUUUUCGUUAGUAUAGUCAAACGGUUAGAUAACACUGUUAAAGAAUUGGCUAUUUUUGGUAUUUCGUCAAAAAUGGCUAUUUUCGGCUAAACCGUCAAAGUUUUUGGCUACACAAGUGUAAUUUGCCUUUUUAAUAUAUAAACAUGAACCGGGUGCAAUUAGGGCUGCAAAUGAGCCGAGUUGAGUCGAGUUUUCCUCAGCUUGAGCUCGGCUCGUUAACAAAUGAGUCGAGUUUGAGCUCGGCUCAUUUAUUAACGAGCCGAGUCGAGUCGCGAGCUAGCUUUCUUAAUAAAAUCUUGACUCAUAUUUGAUAUAUUCAUUUUGUAUGUAAUAUAUGAUACAUGUGAUUAAUGCCAAGAUGAAGAAAAUAAUAAUAAUAGUUGAGUGUUCAAUAUUAACUAAUUUUAUGGUAUACUUUGUGGUAUCAAAUUAUUUAGUUAAUAAAUUUUAAUUGGUGAAAAUUAUGUUAUUUCACAAUAUCGAAGCAAUCUAUGAUACAUAAUUGCUUUUUAAAAUUAAAUAAAACAUAUUUGCUCACAUAAUCUACGUGUUAAACUUCAUAUAGAGUGAGAUAUAUACUUUAACAAUCCUAUGAAUUAUCAAAAUCAAACUCAUAUAGAUCGAUUCGCUCAUAACUCAGUAAUCGAGUUGGCUCUCUAGCCACAAUCUUGAGAGUUGAGACAUCUCAUGAGCUCUUAACGAGCCAGCUCACGAGUUGAGCUCAACAAGCCACCGAGUAAAGCUAGCUCGCGAGCUCCAUGAGCUGCAGAAGGCUAAGCUCAAGCUCGGCUCAUUAGUAAACGAGCCGAGUUUAGAACAAGCUUUUCCCGAGUCGAACGUCGAGCCGCUCGCGAACAACUCGGCUCAUUUGCAUCCCUAGGUGCAAUGACAAAAAUGACCUUCCUAGAAUCACUCUCGGGUCACGAAAUUUGAAAUGGGAGAAUUCCAACCCAUGUUUUGCCUUUAUGUAUUUUGUAGAUAGAUUAACUAGGUGGCGAUGUCGCGACUUGUCGUGGGGCGGAUAUGAUCUAUGGGCAUGUAUUAUGUGGCCCGUUAUAGUGUUUUGUUAGUAUUAUUACACAAACAUUAAUUUUUUGUUAAUAAUUUUGUUAGUUAUAUUGUGUGAGAAGAGAUAUAUGACGUUCAACAGCCAAUUUAAGACAAAGUUGAAAAUUUUGGCUAAUAAAUUAUAUUUACCUAAACCCAAGUAGACCCAUUGAUUAUGGGUAGGGUAUGAGUGACGUAUAUAUGGGUUUGGAAUUUUGUAGAUGGGUUUGGGUAGAGUAUGAAUAUUUACUUUCAUAAUCCAAAUGACUAUGAGUUGGGUGGAUUACCCAUUUAUUCGAGAGUGUUUUAAUUACAAAUACAAAAAGUAGACCUAUUUGUAGAGCUUUAAAUGUUUAGGUACCAAAAUGUAAUACACAAAAAAUUUAGGUACUAAAAUGUAAUGUUCCAUCAAUAAUUUGAGGACUUAUAUGCCCAAAAAAAAUUAAGUUAUAAAUCUAAAGAUCUAUUAAGUUUACGUACCGAACUGUAAUUUGCAUAUAUGAGGCUUUUUGUUAUAUGUAUUUAAGAUGAUAAUUAUUUAAUUUUUUAUAGAAAAUAUGAAACUAUUUAUUAGAUAUGUGUAGAUAUCUUGCCAAACAUUCCAUGUAUAAUUGUUGAAAAUUCUAGCCCGGAUGAAAAAGAAAAGCUCGCUUAAAAUUUCACGCUUUCAAAUCCCAUAGUGGAAAAUAACGACGUUCUAAUAAGUAAUAUCCAUAUAUAUAUUUAUUUUUAAUUGGACUCGAUGUUGAGCUCAAAAAGUUAGUGGUUCAUGGUUCAAUUAUUAAUUCUCUAGAUUGUUGGUGAGUAGUGUAUGGACCCGUUCAUAGUUGUGAUUAGAAUACAUAAAAAUAGUAUACUAAUUAGGGUUAUGGAAGACGGGUAAAAAAUGAAACGAAAAGGAAGUAGAUGAUGGAAAUGUUUUGACCAAUUCUUUUAGUUGGCCGUCAAUACUACAAUCAACCCUUUUCAUCGUAGCAAUUUAUUGACACUUGCUUAUAUAGAUGUCACAUAUUUUGUUACAUGUAGUUAGUAGAAGUUUGUCUAGUACCCAGUAAAUGUACUAAAUGAGUUUAUAAAUUCGCUAUUGCAAUAUUUUAGAGUCGUCUCUCUUUUAUCAUUUAUUCAAUGUUUCACGUAAUGAGCAAAUAUAAAAUGGUCGAAUCUUCUGCUACAUUUGAGUGAUACAACAUCUUGUAUGUUACAAACUAAAUUUAUACUUUAGAUACCAAAACAUAUUUGUUCAAUGAUUUUAUAAUAAAAUUAAAAUUAGGGUAUAAAAAUGUAAAAUGUGCAUUAUAGUAACUAAGUUGUAAUUUAAUUAAAUUUAGGUAUCAAAAUGUUAAAUAUACAUUAUAGUAACUAAGUUGUAAUUUAAAUAAAUUUGGGAUAUCAAAAUGUAAUUUUUUAUGCAACAGUAACGAAAUUUCAGCUUUAGUAACUUGUUGUAGUUAGACUAUCGUACUUGAUCGAGAGCGGUUGAGGUGAUUACUGGUUACUAAGGAUAAAUUGAGUAUGAAAAAAUAAAUUAUAAUAAAUUAUAGUUUAGGUAGUUACAAAAAUGUAUUAAUUACAAUUCUUUCUCUUUCUCUCACUUCCGUAAUCUCUAGCCAGAUCACUUUUCCAUAUUUUUCUCAAUCUUUCUGCAAAAGAAAAAACACGAAAUCACUACCAAUCCAUUAGACAACCACUACCAUUUUGAAAAACAUCAAUAUCAUUGCAGAAAUAAAACUAUAGCAUUACACGAAAACUACCAAUAUAAAUAAUCUAUACCAUUAUAAAAGUCAAACAAAUAUCAAAACAACCAAUACCACUACUACUGUGAAAUCAAAACAAUAUAAUUGCAUAAAUAAAUCAAUACAAACAUUACCAAAACAAAUAUAGGUAACUACCAAAGCAUAAUGCAAACACUACCAAACCAAAUGCAGAUAACUACCAAAGCAUAAUGCUCCAUCUAACCAACACAAAUGCAGGUAACUACCAAAGCGUAAUGCACACACUACCAAAGAAAAUGCAGGUAACCACCAAAGCAUAAUGCAAACACUAUCAAAGCAUAAUGCAAACACUACCAAAAUGCAAGGUAGCUACCAAAGCAAAUCCUCUACCAAUGCAAACACUCAAUUCUAGAUUACCUGCAGAAGCAAAGCUGUAAUCAACGUCGAUUGCGGUGGGAAACGAACGUGAACGCCGGAGGAGUUAAAAUCAAUGUCGCCGGUAUGGAGAGGGAGGGAUCUGAAUAACCAAAUUUGGGAGGUAGGAGGAGGAGGGACUAAGGAAAUGAGAAUAAGAGGGGUGAGGGAGGAUAAGAGAUUCGAGUACGACGGCGGAAGGAUGUCUGGCUGUAGGCUAGUUGUCGUCGAGGGUGGUCAUCGGGGGUGACCAAGGGGAGGGGCUGGUGUAGGCAGCCGACAGGAUUAGUGCGACGGAGCUGUGGAGGCGACUGCUGCGGGUUUGGCUUGAGGGAGGGUAGAACUAGGGUUUGGGUAGAUUAUAUAGAAUAAUCGAGUGUGGUCACUUUUUCAUUGAAAAUUUACCCUAAAAGAAUCUUGAUCGUAAGAUUAAAAAAGAAGAGAAAAUAUGAAAUCUAAUGAUAUAUAAAGAGGUUGCCACUAAAAAAUAAAUAAUCACCCUAACCCCACUUUCAUCACUCCACAAUUGUCCUAAAAUUCAAUGCACUUUCAUAAACCCACAAAUGAAAUCUUUUCUAAAAAAAAACAAAUGAAGUCAGUUCCCCACUUGAAAUAUCAACAAGCUCGAAAUUUAUUCUUUUCAUCACAGAUUUAUCUUAGUUCAAGUGGAUAUAAUGUCGUUAGUUGGGUACCUCGCCUUGAUACAAAAAUGUCGACUCCUGGUUAUUACUUAUUACAUUAAUCAUGUUAGAGGGCUAGCUUCUUCUUUAAUUAGCGUAAUAAUUAAGUUCACUAGUAGCGUUGUAUAUAUAUGAUUUUAGGAUUCGUUCACAAACCAACCCAAGCUUUCACAAUUCCAAGAUACCAUGGUUAGAACGCUAAUUAAUGUACAAUGGGUGAAGAAGACCCAUAUUAUUGAGUGUUGACUUAAUAUCAAAAGGAGUGUGGAAAAAUAAAAAGCAAUGAAUGGGCCAUUAGAACAAGUUAUUUGCAAGAUCCCUAUACACCAAGAUUGAGUUUACUAUUCACAUAGACUCAAAAUUCCUAUUCAUCUAGACUCAAAAUUACUAUUCACCCUCCUCUGGGUUGUUCCCGGUCUGCGAUUGGGCCCGACCGCCUUUUCUUAUUCGCUGCUCGCCUGUGAGUGGGCCCGGCGGUUUUGCCCUCUGUUGCUGCUGUGGACAUCGUGUGGCCCUCGAAUCCCCCUUCAUAUUCACUUCUUCUCUCUUUAUCUCUCUCGAUCCUUCUCUCCUUCAAAUAGCAUUUGAUUCCCUUUGGCCGAGAAUUUUUGGGAACUUCACCACUGUGAGGAGGGAAGACUACUGCUGAUGGAUGCUCUGUGAUGGAGAAUGGGCGACGCUGAGGAAGAGAGCAGACUGGGCAAUGAUGAGAAAGAAAGCAGAAAAGGCGAGGGGAUUGUCUUGCUGGUGAUGAUGGAGAAGUUUUGGGAGAAGUGCUGUUGUGGUUUAGGGCAAAGGGAUUUCUUGAUUAUUGCGAUCCUUCGCAAGGAAGUUGAGUGACCAUUUUCCCACCACACAAGCUACCUACCUCUCUAUUAUUUCACUGCAGACACCAUUCCUUCUCUCCCAUCCCUUCUUUGCUCAUCGGUAUCUCAUUUCACUCUCUUUGUGCGUUGCAAAGAUGCUGGCAAUACCUCUCUCUCAUUUCUCUCAACAACAGCAUAUCAUCUCAUCUCUUCCUUUCCUCUCUCUCUCUCUCUCUCUCUCUCUCUCUCUCUCUCUCAUAUGGGACCCGAAGUCGUUGCGAGCGACCAGGUAAUCAUCGAUAACCCGCCGGUUAUGGGAGUCCCUCUCCGACGAAGAGGAGAUCUGGAGAUAGCGCAGUGCAGACUCAAAUCGUCGAUAACCCGCCGGUUAGGGUAAUCAUCUCUUCUCUUUCAUAUCUCAGUUACGUUGUUGUUGCGAGCGACAAGAGAAUCUCCUAGAACCCACCAUUGCUGAAAUCCAUCUACGGAGAGACAAGAUUUGGAACAAUGAAUCAGAGAGGGUGCGAGGAAGAUCCAGAUCGUGGUUGCGAGUGACUAAGGAAUCUCCCAGAACCCGCCAAUGACGAGAGGCAGAAGAUAAGAUUUUAAAAAUGAAUCAAAGAGGGUGUGGGGAAGAUCCAAGUCAUAGCUUAUUAAUGGAUUAUGGUGAUUAUUUCUUCUCCUUGUCCCUAUUUAGUUAUUUGGUCGGUAUUGUUUGGCGUGUUCCGUCAUAUGAAAUUGGGGAUCGUUUGAUGGAUUUUUACAGAUCUAAACGGGGGAUUGGCGCCUUGAUGAUGACAAAGGGGUUGACAGGAUGAAGAUCUCACCAUCUGCAUGCGCCUUCUUCUCACUGGUGAGGUGAUAAAAGCGCACUGCCUUUGUCGAUAAUCAAGUUUCCAAAAAAGCUUCGUGUCAUAAUCUUCCUCUCCGUGUCUUCACUGUACCCUGUUUAUUAGCGUUGAGUUUUUGUUUUGCUCAUUGUGGUUGUUUUGGAAGCCUAAUUUGUUUCUCUAUGUUUCAGUAAGGUUUUGCAGUCGGGUUAACAGAAGACGAUUCACAGUUCAGUUCUGGUUUCAGGUGACUCUUCCCCUCUAUCUCUCAUGAUUUUUUUCUCCAUUUUAUGUGUGGUUUCGUUCGAUUGAGGUUUUAUUGGACCACUUUUUGUUCUCUCUCUACCAUGUAUAUCUCAUCUCUGUUUCUCAAUCGAAUAGAACUUGAAGCAUUAAAUGGCGAGUUUGGGAGGUUGAGAAAGGAGUAGAAGGUGAUCCAGAGCUGCAACUUAUGUUUUCCCUGUCGUUGAUGAAUUAUUUCAGGGGAGAUAUCGGGAAUGAUUUCAUAUUCAGGAGGCACCAUUGGAUUCAUGGAGAAAGUCAGCAAGACCAAGUGAUUGCCUAGAUGGGAACUUGCGAUCUGAUGCGAGGGUUUUACAGUAUUGCACAUAGCAAGGCAUCAUUGUAGCUCACCAAUCUCUGUCAGGAAGAAGUCCUAAAAGUUCAGGAAGUUAAUCAAAGUUUGAUAAAAGUAACAGAGGUUUUGCAACGUAAAUAUGUGGUUAGUGGUUAGCAUGAUCCUUGGAUGUUAUAUGGAGAUUUGAUAGCAAGCUGUAGAAUGUAGGAAUGGUGUCACACCUCUUUUGUUUCUGUGGAAAGUAUGCUGGAUCUGGAUAGUAGUAUUUCUAAAUAGAUAUAAAAUUUAUUGUUUGUUUCUACGUUUUUGCCUCGGUAUGCAGAUUCUUAGUUGUUGUUCAUUUUUUUAAGUUUAUCACCCUGAUUAAAAGCGUAGACUACUAGUGCAUUCAAACUAGGACGAGUAAAGGCGUAGACUAUCAUGUUGCCAACUAGAAAGUGGUUCCUUUUAAUCUUUUUUUUCGUUGUUGUUUUAAAGUUUGUCACCUACAUUAGUGAUAGUUUUCUGUCCAUGACAGAUUUUCACGUAUAUAAUUGUAAAUGCCCCACAAUGGUUCACAGUUUGGAACCCAACCCGCCGCGGAGCGCGGGCUGAUUACUAGUUUAUAUAAUAACUUUAGCAUUUGAGGAUUAAGAUUCUGAGAACCCCGCUUUCUUUUCUUGGUUGCCCUCUUGGAAGCAUUGAGACACCAAGACAUCACAUGAAGCCCUUUAAAAUGAACAUUAAUGGAGGAAAAAAAAAGAUUUAGGUAGAAUAGGAGAAAAAAGGAAGGGGUAAAUUACAAGAAUGACAGUUGGACUUUUUGAGUUUUGAUAGAUUUUUUCAAUUAUAGGCUUUGAAAUACCUUAUAUAAUGACAAUUUCAUCAUGUUCAUCAAGUUUUCUAUCAAGUUAUCCCCAUUAUUGAUAGAUUAAAACUCAGCAAGACUAAUUAAUAGUGCAAUCAAGAACAUGGAUGGGAAAAAGGGCUGAUUCUAAAGACAGGAGAGAUGAGAGAAAUUAGAGAAAGAGGAGGGUAGGAACACGCGGCUCAACAAGUCUGUUUGCAGGUUCCAAAGAGAUUCAAAGAGGGUAAGCGCAAAGGAUAGUGGGAGGGAUGGUGAGGUUUUGUCUUCUGUGUGCAGGUAUCUGAGACCGGGAUGUGGCAGGGGUAACGACUCAAAGAAGGAGUGUGUCCAGCAGGCGUGGAUGGGUCCGAAGAUUGUGUCGAUCAGGAAAGGUAGUUCAGGAAGCUUCUUCUGGUACAGGUUGCAGGUUGCAGAAGGAAAUAGACGAUGGUUUAUUGUGAUGGAUGAGUCUCAGCUCAUGUGGUUGCAAGGUGUUAUCCAAAUGGCUGCGAUGAAGGGCUGGCGAUUUCCGAUCGGGUGUGUCAAAAAGAGAGGGGACAAAAUUAUUCAUGUGGGAAGGAAGACGAACUAGUAGGGUUGCUUCUUGCAAAUCUCUGAGCAAGUUCAAAGUGGGAAAGUGUUCAAGAUUUUUAUCCCAUCUAGUUCAGACAGAGGCGGAUGGGCAAGGGUGAUUGCUUUACUGCAAGAUUUUUACAAGACGGAGCAUCAUAUCAGAGACCGGUUGACAACGGAGAAUUCCCAAGAGAAGGCGUUGUCGAAGGCUCUGGAGUUGCUACGGACUGCAAGCCAGACAUAUCUUACGCCGAGGUGGUUAAAAGGGGAGAGUUCUAUGGUGUUGGUAGAUGCGUUGUCAGGACAAACAGACAUGGUAGGUAUAUUGAUGUUGGAUCGGAAGGAGUUGCAGAGAGAUUAAGUCUGCUGGGAAGAAGCUUAGUGAUCACAAAGAACUCAGUGGCGGAAUUCUAGCGAUGGGCCAAGAGGAAUUGGAUGAUCGAUGAUAAUUUUGGAUUUGAAGAUCUGGAGGAUGGGAGAUGGCUUCUUAUUUUUCCGAGUAUCAAUCAAGUUGUUCGGAUCAAAGAGCUGAGUCACUCAGGUUUAGGGGAUUUCAUAUUGAGUUGACUUAUUAGGAUGAAGACUCCGUGUAACACCCUACCCUAUACGUUUUGCCUAAUCAUAUUGUUCAUACAAUUGCAGCGGAAUUAAUCUCGGGAGUUACAUUAAUUAUCAAAAUUUACCUAAAUAAAAUUUCGACAUGAAU